Molecule: messenger RNA, 1021 nt
Organism: Thecamonas trahens ATCC 50062
Lineage: Eukaryota; Apusomonadida; Apusomonadidae
Exons: 1
Coding region: 34-621 (195 amino acids)
Source: RefSeq, a predicted model, not a curated record
GAGUUGAUCAGAGAAGAAGUAGUUGCAAUCAAUAUGGGCCGAAAGGGAGUCAAGGAGGAGCAGCAGGUGAAGCGGAAGAAGGUGGAUACGGUGAGUGAGGGCAAGAAGCACCGAGCGGAGAAGGUGGCGAGUGGACGAGGACUUGGCAAGGGCAAGGCCAAGGGCAAGGCCAGGGGCAAGAGCACCGGCAGUGGCAGUGGUAAGGGCAAGGAGAAGAGCAAGAGCAAGAGCAAGAGCAAGAGCAAGAGCAAGGGCAAGGAGAAGAGCAAGGGAAAGAGCACCAAGGACGACACCGACGCCGACGCCAGCGAGGAUGGUGAGGAUGGCGAGGCGGGCAAGUCGGCGCCUGCGCCUCCGUCGCUGGACGACAUCUUUGCCAUGGCUAAGGCGCCUAAGGCCAGUGGAAGUGGUGAGAAGGGCAAAGGAAAGGGUAGAGGAAAGGGCAAGGGCAAGAGCAAGGCCGGCGCAUCGGGUGAUGUUGAUUUUGCCGAUGUCCGUGGGAGCAAGACCGGGAAGGCGCGGUAUGUCGACGGCCUCCGCAUCUACACCCUCGACGAGCUCAACAUCGGCAAGGGUGGCAAUACCGAUGACUGUCCCUUUGACUGCAACUGCUGCUUCUAGAUGCUACUCGAGAAUGGGCGGGAAGGCGCUCGCGGGUUGCGGAUCAGGACGGCUGGCGGCCGGCGGCGCCGGCAAGAGCGCGCGGAGGCGGGCAACGAUGGCAUCCACGGCGCUAGCGCCGGGCUCCGCAUCGGUGGCAGGAGCACCCUCCUCCGGCAGCGGCGGACGAUCGGUUGUCGACGUCCAGAGCGAACGCUCGUCAGCGAGCGCAGAGGUGAGGUCGGCAACCUGUGCCUGGAGGUGGGCGGUGGUGGCGCGGGCCGACUCGUCGGCCUCAGCGGCGCGGGUCGCGAGUGCCUCGUUGGCUGCGGUGAGGUCAGCGAGCUGGGCAUUGAGCAGCGCGAUCUUGGUGGCAGCGUCGCCGGCUGCAGCGACGGCCGCAGCCUCAUUGGCCUCGCUG